AUGGAUGAUAUAUCUGAUGUUGAAGAAUUUCAAUUUGACGAAGUAAAUCCUGAAUUUGAACAGGAAUCUGAAACAGAGUCGUUGGUAGAGGAAUUAAUUGACAAUAAAGAAAUUCCAGAGAUAGCAUGUUUUAUAUCCUGGUUUCACAUAAAAACUAUAAUUCAUUCCAACCUACCUAUCGAAUAUUCAGCUACUUCACCAGAAGAAGUUGCAACAAUAUUCCAUAUUACAGAUUGGGCUGAUCCAAGUCAUGCAUAG
Molecule: messenger RNA, 258 nt
Organism: Cetraspora pellucida
Lineage: Eukaryota; Fungi; Glomeromycota; Glomeromycetes; Diversisporales; Gigasporaceae
Source: the annotation of a GenBank genome assembly